Molecule: messenger RNA, 1974 nt
Organism: Microtus oregoni (creeping vole)
Lineage: Eukaryota; Metazoa; Chordata; Mammalia; Rodentia; Cricetidae
Gene: Esr2
Product: estrogen receptor 2
Exons: 10
Coding region: 271-1974 (567 amino acids)
Biological process (GO): cellular response to estradiol stimulus; regulation of DNA-templated transcription; estrogen receptor signaling pathway
Cellular component (GO): nucleus
Molecular function (GO): nuclear receptor activity; zinc ion binding; sequence-specific DNA binding
Source: RefSeq, a predicted model, not a curated record
UCCUCCGAGGCUUUUAGAAUCACCUCUUGAAACUUCCCGGGAGUAGAGGAGGCGGGGAGCCCGGCCCGGAGGAAGCUGCUUGUGCCGCAACUGGCAUCCUUGGUAUCCGCUCUGAGUAGAGUCGCAGCCACCGCAGGGCUGAGCGACAGGCAGUGAACUGCGAGUCCCGCGCGGGGACCGAGGAAAGCACGUGCCUGCAUAUAGAGAAUGCAAAAAAGAGAAUGUUUACCUGCCAGCCAUUACACCUGCCCCUGAGUCUCUGAGAACACAAUGUCCGUCUGUACACCUUCCCACAAGGACUCUUCUCAGCUGCUACCUGCUCAAGACAUGGAUAUCAAAAACUCACCUUCGAGCCUUAAUUCCCCUCCUUCCUACAACUGUAGCCAGUCCAUCCUACCACUGGAGCAUGGCCCCAUCUAUAUCCCUUCCUCCUACGUAGAGAGCCACCACGAAUACUCAGCGAUGGCAUUCUAUAGUCCAGCGGUAGUAAAUUACAGUGUUCCCAGCAGCGCCAAUAGCCUGGAAGGUGGGCCUGUUCGACAGACCGCAAGCCCAAAUGUGCUGUGGCCAACUUCUGGACACCUCUCUCCUUUAGCGACCCAUUGUCAGUCAUCGCUUCUGUAUGCAGAACCUCAAAAGAGUCCUUGGUACGAAGCAAGAUCACUAGAACACACCUUACCUGUGAACAGAGAGACACUGAAAAGGAAGCUUAGCGGGGGCAGUUAUGCCAACCCUGUUACGAGUCCGAACUCAAAGAGGGAUGCUCACUUCUGCGCGGUCUGCAGCGAUUACGCAUCUGGGUAUCACUAUGGCGUCUGGUCAUGCGAAGGAUGUAAAGCCUUUUUUAAAAGAAGCAUUCAAGGACACAAUGAUUACAUCUGCCCAGCCACCAAUCAGUGCACCAUAGACAAGAACCGGCGCAAAAGCUGCCAGGCCUGCCGCCUUCGCAAGUGCUACGAAGUAGGAAUGGUCAAGUGUGGGUCCAGGAGAGAAAGGUGUGGCUACCGAAUAGUACGAAGACAGAGAAGUUCCGGUGAGCAGGUGCACUGCCUGGGCAAAGCCAAGAGGAACAGUGGCCAUGUGCCCCGGGUGAAGGAGCUACUGCUGAGCACCCUGAGCCCAGAGCAGCUGGUGCUCACACUCCUGGAGGCAGAGCCGCCCAAUGUGCUAGUGAGCCGCCCCAGCAUGCCCUUCACCGAGGCCUCCAUGAUGAUGUCCCUCACUAAGCUGGCCGACAAGGAACUGGUGCACAUGAUUGGCUGGGCCAAGAAAAUCCCUGGCUUUGUGGAGCUCAGCCUGCUGGACCAAGUCCGGCUCUUGGAAAGCUGCUGGAUGGAGGUGUUAAUGGUGGGGCUGAUGUGGCGCUCUAUCGACCACCCAGGGAAGCUCAUCUUUGCUCCAGACCUCGUUCUGGAUAGGUCAUCCGAAGACCCUCACUGGCACGUUGCGCAGACGAAGAGUGCUGCCCCAAGGGAUGAGGGGAAGUGCGUAGAAGGGAUUCUGGAAAUCUUUGACAUGCUCCUGGCGACGACAUCGAGGUUCCGUGAGUUGAAACUCCAGCACAAAGAGUAUCUGUGCGUGAAGGCCAUGAUCCUCCUCAAUUCGAGCAUGUACCCCUUAACUACAGCAAGCCAGGAGGCGGAGAGCAGCCGGAAGCUGACACAUCUAUUGAACGCAGUGACAGAUGCCCUUGUCUGGGUGAUUGCUAAGAGUGGCAUUUCCUCCCAGCAGCAGUCGGUUCGCCUGGCCAACCUCCUAAUGCUUCUCUCUCAUGUCAGACACAUCAGUAACAAGGGCAUGGAACACCUGCUCAGCAUGAAGUGCAAAAAUGUGGUCCCAGUGUAUGACCUGCUGCUGGAGAUGCUGAAUGCUCACACACUUCGAGGGUACAAGUCCUCGCUCUCGGGGUCUGACUGCAGCUCAGCAGAGGACAGUAAGAGCAAAGAGGGUCCCCAGAACCCGCAGUCUCAGUGA